AAAUCACUCUCACUCUUUCAGGCUCAGUUCAAAACUAAAACCCUAAUUUUCUUCUUCCGUUGAGAGAACUUCUCCGUCGAAACGAUGCCCUACCCCGGCCAGCUUGACUAUAGGCAAGAUGAUGAUCCUCAUAACUCUGGGCCAGCCAAUGCCUUCCGUCGACACCUCAUCAUAACCAAAACAGAAGAAGAAGAGCCUUGCAGAUAUCGUAAUGCUGUUCAGAUUCUGUUUCUCCAUGACAACGGAAUGUUCUUCCACGUAGCUACAUAUUGCUAAUUAGUUAAAUGUUUCCAAGUAGAGCUGCUUAAUUGCUUAGUAGUUAAAUAUUUAUAACUUGCUGCAUAGUAGUAUUGCUUAGUACUUAAUGUUUAUAAGUUGCUUGCUUAAUUGCUCAGUAGUUCAUGUUUUAUAAUUUGCUACAUAUUUCUUAGUGGUUAAUGUUUUGUGUUACUAAUAUUGCUUAGUUGUGAAUGUUUCUAAGUUGCUAAUAUAUUUACUUGAUAAUUAGUGUUUAUAAGUUGCUGUACAUGUUAUUGCUAGGUAGUUCUUUAGUGAUUAGUGUAGUGGAAACCAACCAAAUUCUUAGUUUACUUGUGUUAGUCAAAUAAUUUACUCAGCCAGUUAAACGUGGUAGGUUUAAAUAUCUUAUUGUCUUUUUCAUCUUUCACAAAAUAGACACGAAAAAAUUACUCCAGCAACACAAACGUUUUUUUUUUGUCGACCAAAGUUUCAUUUAAAAGCAUAAUGGGCUACGGUACAAUGAUAUCAGCAAUCAUAAAGAGGCCCGGCCCAACUUAGUUCAGCCCAUUUCUAGAGAAAACAGGCACAAACAUUAACUUUCAUCCGCCGAGAAAUCAUCACACAGUUUUGGCCUCAGAUCUUAAACCCCAAUUUCUCCCGUUCAGAGAACUGUCUCAAUCUCCGUGGAAACAAUGUCUCCUCCGACAAGCAGCAAAUACUCUGAGGCUAAGAUAGGUGUGUUCUGGGACGUGAAGGAAUGUCCGAUCCCUACUGGUCUCGACCCUAGUUCGGUCUAUCAGAACAUCAAGUCAGCUCUUGCUAAAAAGGGCUACCAUGGUGAGGUGACAAUCACUCCUUACUGUGAUAGGAACCAGUUCCCAGACGGACCAGAUGAUUUCGAGUCUGCCGGAAUGAAGCUCGUACCCGCAGGAGAUGGAACAGAGAGAUACAGAACGAUGUCGCAUGAGAUUUGUUUCUGGUUGUGUUUGGACCGUGGAGAUGAAUACACAAACUUGAUGGUCAUCUCUGGGGACAACAUGGAUUUUCUCGACGCUCUCGAGUUGUUUAAACGGAAAAGUCCCGUCAACGUCCUCUUAGCUCAGCCUGAGAAGGCGUGGAGAUGGUGUCCCAAGUGCAGGAAGCCUUUGGAAGAUCUUGUGGCUGAAAGUGGUGAAUGGUUUUGGGAAAGUUUGGCAGCUGGAGGAGACUCUAUCACCGAAACCCAAAGAGAAGAGCUUCUCGGUAACAAGAAAGAGGAGGAUGACACAGAUUGUUGUUGAUUACGUAUGCUCUAAGUUAUGUAACUAAUCUCUUGUGGUUGUAGUUGAAUAUUUUAAUUAGCGUGUGUAGUAUGCGAAUAUCAACGAGUGCUAUUUAAUAAUCUUGUUUAAUCCUAAGAAGAUUUAUGAGCU
Molecule: messenger RNA, 1652 nt
Organism: Raphanus sativus (radish)
Lineage: Eukaryota; Viridiplantae; Streptophyta; Magnoliopsida; Brassicales; Brassicaceae
Biological process (GO): regulation of gene expression
Cellular component (GO): peroxisome
Molecular function (GO): RNA nuclease activity
Source: RefSeq, a predicted model, not a curated record